Messenger RNA from Protopolystoma xenopodis, 276 nucleotides. NCBI's taxonomy places the organism in Eukaryota, Metazoa, Platyhelminthes, Monogenea, Polystomatidea, Polystomatidae. The record is from the annotation of a GenBank genome assembly.
AUGCACAUCGCCUGGCGUGUACUCACAUCUUUUUCCGGAGAGUUGGGCAUCAGCGUGGAAGGCAUCCAGCGGUCUAUCAGUUACAUCUUCCUGAUGGGCAAGCUGGGCGUGGCAAGUACAGUGGCGCUGGUCAGUCUGGCGUUAUGUCUGCAUCGUGGUACUAUAAUGCUGACUAGUGGUUGCACUGUUCCAACCAAAAUCGAUCCAGGAGCCGAGGAUAUAUGUCAAAAAGACGCCUACAAACUAGUUCUAGAGCCUGUUCAAUCCUGUACCUGA